AUGCAUUUCUCCCUACCGCUUCUCGCUCUCGGCGCGAGCCUCGUCGCCGCCGUCCCCUCCCUCGAGGUCAAGGGCAAUGCCUUUGUCAACCCCAAGACUGGUGACCGCUUCCAGAUCGUUGGUAUGGCCUACCAACCUGGUGGCUCUGCCGGCUACCAGCCCGACAAGAAGAAGGACCCCCUCAGCGACAAGGACCACUGCCUGCGUGAUGCCGCCCUGAUGCAGAUCCUUGGUGUCAACACCAUCCGUGUCUACAACUUGGAUCCCAACUUGAACCACGAUGCGUGCGCCAGUAUCUUCAACGCUGCCGGCAUGUAUAUGCUGAUCGACGUCAACUCGCCUCUUGUCGGCGAGAGCAUCAGCAGCUGGGAGCCGUGGACCUCGUACUACGCUGCCUACCUGAACCGCACCUUCGCCAUCGUCGAGGCUUUCAAGUCGUACCCCAACCUCCUGGGCUUCUUCUCUGGCAACGAGGUCAUCAGCGCCGAGAAGGACGCCGAGUUUGUUCCCCGCUACAUCCGUGCCGUCACCCGCGAUCUCAAGAACUACAUCGCCAAGCACGCCGACCGCGCCAUCCCUGUCGGUUACUCCGCUGCUGACGUUCGUGAUGUUCUCAUGGACAGCUUCAACUUCUUCACCUGCGCCGAGAACGGUGAUGCCACCGACCCCAGCCGUGGUGAUAUGUUUGCUCUCAACAGCUACAGCUGGUGCGGAAACAGCGAUUUCACCAAGAGCCAGUAUGACCAGCUUGUUAAGAACUUCACUGGCACAUCGGUCCCCGUCUUCUUCUCCGAGUAUGGCUGCAACGAAGUCAAGCCUCGCGUCUUCACCGAGGUCGGUGCCCUGUACAGCGACAAGAUGACGCCCGUUCUCAGUGGCGGUGUUGUCUACGAGUUUGCCCAGGAGCCCAACAACUAUGGUCUGGUUGACAUCCACGAUGAUGGCUCCGCCGAUAUCCUCGCCGACUUCUACACGCUGAAGAACCAGUAUGCCAAGAUCGACUCCAAGACCAUCCAGGCCACCAAGCCUUCCAGCUCGUCUCCCAAGCCCCCUACCUGCGAUUCUAAGCUCAUCAAGGAGGCCGGCUUUGACAAGAACUUCACCAUCCCUGUUCUUCCCCCAGGAGCCAAGGAGAUCAUUGACAACGGCGUCAAGCCCGCUCCCGUUGGCAAGAUCAUCAAGAUUGACGACUAUACCGUCAAGUACAAGGUCAAGAACCCCGAUGGAACCGAGCUUCAGGGCCUUGCCGUCAAGCCCUUGGCUGAUGAUCAGAGCAACACCCCUGGUUCUAACAGCCCCUCGGGCACCUCGGGCAACGGCAACGCUUCCUCGACCGGCUCUUCCUCCUCUCCCACCCAGUCCAAGAAGAACGCUGCUCUCGGAAAGAGAGAGAUGGCUGCCAGCGGCGUCGGCAUUUUGGCCCUGACCGCAGCCGCCUUCUUCGGCCUCUUAAUCUAG
Thyridium curvatum is the source of this 1458-nucleotide messenger RNA. RefSeq lists its product as uncharacterized. The record is from RefSeq and is a predicted model, not a curated record. The transcript has 3 exons. Gene Ontology annotation, biological process: fungal-type cell wall (1->3)-beta-D-glucan biosynthetic process. Bases 1 to 1458 code for a protein of 485 amino acids. Gene Ontology annotation, cellular component: cytoplasm; fungal-type cell wall. Gene Ontology annotation, molecular function: 1,3-beta-glucanosyltransferase activity. Lineage: Eukaryota; Fungi; Ascomycota; Sordariomycetes; Thyridiales; Thyridiaceae.